This is a messenger RNA of Paramecium pentaurelia, 902 nucleotides long. Lineage: Eukaryota; Ciliophora; Oligohymenophorea; Peniculida; Parameciidae. The record is from the annotation of a GenBank genome assembly.
UAUGGAAGAAUAAACUUAAGAACGUUUAUCAUAAUUAUAAGACAUCCUAGCUCUUAGUGAUGUUCCGAAAAUUACAAAAAAGCUAUCCAAAUUUGGAUUCACUUGUUCUGAGUUACUUUAAUAAUUAGUUGAAACCAAUCAUAAUCAGGGUAUUUAAAUUUUGCAAUCAUAUUCAAACAACUUUACAGAAUUAAAAGGAAAAUCAUUCGUAGCCUUAAUCUUGUAUCUCUCAACUCAAGAACCCAAUAUUGAAGCAAUCUUAUUAGCUGAUAAAUUGUUAUAGUCUACUCAAUAUGUGGGGAACUUUGUGAAGAAUUAUGAAAAAGCUAUUUUAGAUGAUAGUCCUUUUAGUCAAUAAAUUGUUAAUCAUAUAGUCUAAAACAAAACCAAUGUCCCUAAUUUCAAUCUCAUUUUUGAGAAAUUGUUUUAAUUAUGUAAAUAAAAAAAAUUGGAUAACAUUCAUGAAUUUGAAUAGUUGAUGAAGACUUAGAAAGAUGUUGUUUUAAUUAUUGACAAACCAAUAAUAAAGAUAUUUCCAUUGACUCCUAGAAUUAAAUCUGAGUAUCUACCAAAGCAUCUAUAAAUUAAGAAAACAUAAAAUGCUAUUUCUAAAUAAGAAGAAUUACGAUCAAUGCAAAAAAAAAAAAUAAUGACUAAAAAGAAAUUAAUGAGAGAACUUUAUAAAGAAUAAAAUCAAUUACAUAAAAUUAAAAAAGAGAAACUUCUUCAUCAACUUGACAAAUAAAAAGAUGGAUAUAAAAAGUAAAAAUUAUUAUAAUAACUUUAGAGGAUUAAGAUUGUUAGAAGAAUAAUAAAUGGAAUUAAAGAAACUCAAAACAAUGCAAUUAAAUAUCAAGAGAAAUAAAAAGAAAUCUUCUAGAAAGGGUGGAAAUAAACAAUGA